AUGGUGCGUGAGCUUUCUUUCGCUUGUUUGUUCUGUGUUGUGUUGUUCUCCGUGAUCGUGCAGCGUGAUUUGUGUGUGCUGUGUGGGUGUUCCGUGCUUCCUCCUUGCCGUGAUUAGAGGUACCACCUACCUGCGGUGUGUUUGCUCCUCGCUAGUUAUAAAAGGAAGGAAAGAUCAAUGCAUCAGUGCGUUGUGCUUAUGCUUAUGCUUGAAAUGCGAAGAUAAAGGUGGCGGUUUGUUGGUGACACCUGCAACAGUCCGCCCAUAUUAUCAAUUUGAUAGUGUUGUUUUAACGGAUAAGAGCAUCAAAAUCAAACCUUCUGUCUCGGAUAUCCUCCAUUUCGAAGAUGUAACGGAUACUACUACACACAAUCGGAACGAAAAGCUCCUGUUUAACAUAUUUUAAAAAGUGACAUCUCAGUGUUAAAAACAGCUUUAAAAAUACGCUCGUUAAAUUAGAAUAUCUAUUGCAUUUGUAUCGCUUUAUUGCCAGUACGUAAUUUACUAUUUCUUUUGUGCUAUUAAAAGCAGUGCUAGUUGUUUGUAGUGUAGGGUGAUUUGCAGGCGAUGGCUGCGUGUGUCGUGUAGAGUGGUGUACCAACGUGACCGACGCAUGAAGCGCUAGCAGUUGGUGUAGAGUGAACAAUAGAGGGCUAAGGGAGAAAAGGCCAAUCAAGUGCAUAGUGCGUAUUUUGGUGGUUUUGUGUAGUGUUUUUUGGGGGAGGGGAAGCAACCUAUUGGUUCAGUGAGCAGUGGAGCUACGGGGGAACCAUCAUGGGCUUCUCGUCUGCGCUGCAAGGCCGAGCGGCACACGAUGCGCUGCUCAAUCGGCAGGAAGCGGAGUUGAAGCUGCUCGAAACCAUGAAGCGGUGCCUUACACAAAAGGCAAAGUGCGACCGAGAGUAUGCGGUCUCGUUGGCGGCCGUAACCCAGCAAGGAUUGAAAAUCGAUCGCACCGAUGAUCUGCAAGGAAGCCACAUUAUGCGUGCCUGGCGGAGUUUUAUGGAAGAACUCGAGCACACUGCCAAACAAAUUCGCUCCAAUGCCGAGCAGCUGGAUACGGUUUGCCACGAGAAGCUAGCCAGCCUCUACCAGGAGAAACGCCGAGUCCGUAAGCAGUACCAGGAAGAGCACACCAAAAUUGCUACUCAGUUCAGUCAUCUCACAGAAGACGUCGCACGGAAGAAAAGCGAGUAUCAGAAGCAUUUAGACUACUACAAACUGUUGCGAGGUCGAUUCGAGGAACAUAUCAAAUCUGGUCGGUCUGGGCGAAAGCUAGACGAUGUCAUCGACAAAUAUCAGAAAGCCUGCCGAAAGCUGCACCAGGCCCACAAUGAGUACGUUCUGCUUAUCAGCGAGGCGGUCGAAGUGGAGAAAGAUUUUCGGACAACGCUACUGCCCGGUCUUCUCGAACAUCAGCAGACGCUCCAGGAAGGAUUCAUCCAGGCAUGGAGCAAUCUGCUGGCAGAAAUUGCUAAACUCAGUGACACCACAUCGGAGAAGUACGUGGAAAUACAGCGACGCAUUGAUACGAGUAUAUCGAGCAUCAACUCGACGGAGGAGUACCACGAGUUUACGGAUAAGCACAAAACAUCACCGACAACUCCAGUCGUCUUCCAGUUCGACGAAAGCCUCGUUGAAGACAGCCUCGGUAAACUCCAAGCGAACACGCUGACCGUCGACAACCUGACGGUUGAUUGGUUGCGCGGUCGCCAAGGGGAGCUUGAAGGUACGAUCAAAGAUCUGCAAGAGCGACAAGCCAAGCUGCUCGCCGAACCGAACGGAACCGGUACAUUGGCUACUAGCAGCACACCCGCUUCCAGCAGUCCGGUCAGUACACCGGGAACAAAGCCAUCCACACCGAUUCUCAAUGGUACCGGUAGCACCAGUGCAUCGGGGAAGGACUCCCAGCCGAUGACUGGCAAUAAAUCAUCGAAGGAGCUGAACAACUUGCGGUGCCAGGAACGCCAAACCAUGAAACUGGUCGAAAUGAUACGAACAGCACUGAACGAGGUUGGAUGCGAAGAGCUACCCUCCGGAUGUGACGACAUCGCGGUAGAGCACCUUAUCGAGAACAAAAAGUCUGUCAGUCAGGAUCUAUCGCUGGACUCGCAACAUAACAAUCCGUCGCUGGCGGGAGGAUUUUUCACACUGCGCACGGGUAAUGGUGGCGGUGCUAGUAGUGGAGGUGGUGGUGGUGGUGGUGGUGGUGUGAUGUCAAUGUUAAUUGACCAGUUGCGACGUAAAUCCGGCCCUCCGGGAUCGGCGAGUGGUGGCACUAGUGCGAGCACGGUAAAUGGUGUUUCUACUCCUGCUACUACUAUUACGUGUGAGCGUGUGCAAGCUUCUUUGGAUGGCUUUUCGCCGCACGCUACUAACCACUACCAGCAACAACAACAACAACAGCAACUACAGCAGCAGCUAGAUUCCUGUUCUUCAGCAAGCUUAUAUGCUGAGCUCCGUACCGUUAAUCCAGAGAUCGAUGAUGAGCAAUCCUUCCCAUAUCCCGAAAACCGUAUUUCAAACGUGUACGUAGAUAUGGAAGCGUAUCUUGGGAUGCGAGAGCUCAGCCCAGAUGAGAACAGCGAGCAUGCAUGUGCGUCGUACACUAAUAUCAACAGGGACCAACUUCCUCCCCUUCGCCAUGAGCAAGCUUCGACCACCCAACACGGCUCGCAUAGCAGUCCGGUCGAUUCCGAUCAUAAUCUCACUAACUCCCGCACCCCAUUGAUAGGAGACGAUGAUGGCGACGAAAGGCGAAAGUAUCGACGCUUACGAACUAUGGGCGACCGUAUCGAUGAUGAUGAUGAGGAUGAUGAUGACGAUGUCGCGGAGGAGUUGAACGAUUCGAAAAACAAUUUACUACGCGAAGAAAGCUAUGACGGAGAUCAAGAUCUAGGACCGACGGAAUCGGAAACCAAAUAUCUGACGAUGAGGAAACCAUCGCCCCGCGGUGAUACAUCUCGCUGGAAGUCCUCCAUUGAGCAGCAUCUGGAUGUGAUCGAUGCGUUAAACAUCAAACUGAACGAACAUCAACGCCUCUCGGCUCGUCUUUCUGAGGAUUACGAAUACAUACGAGUACAGACACUGCGCCGUGAAGCGGAGCUGAUAGCAGCAGCGGCAGCGGCAGCAGCAACAGCAUCUUCAACAACCUCCUCCGUCGUACCGCAGAAAGCAGGAGGAACACCAUUCGAAAAAGCAAAUAGCUUCCGCGAAAAGAUCAAACGGCGCAUCCGAGGUGCAAAGAGCUCGCAAGUAAGUGACCCGACAGAACCGGAAACACCGGACAAGGCGGCGAAUGUUGUCGAAAGUUUUUCCGGCCGACUGCGCACACGUAUCGCUGCUCAGCGACAGUUUCGGUUGAUGAAGGAAACGGACUCGGCCAGUCCUUCGACUGAUCGUGGUUCGGUCAGCGCUGAUCGGACCGCCAACGGCACCACUAACUCAGGUGGACGCAAGAAGAAGAAGCGUAAAUCGUCCAAAACGCACCGUGCCGUGAGGCAGCAGCUGCGGAGUGGUUUGAAGCGAGAUACCGAGAGUGAGCAAGAUGUGUACGAGCAGCCGCAGCAGCUACAGCCAGCAAACACCUUCUCCGAGGAUGAGCUGUUAGUAGAUGAACGAGCAAGAGUUGGAUCACCGGAACAGAUGGCUAAACCGGGUGCCCAAAAGUUCUCGCAAACCGUGCGCGCCACGUGGCGGGAAUUGCUUCAUUCGACGAACAAGGUGAAGGAUUCGUCAAUCAAUCUCACCACCCAGCACGAUCGUACGGAAGAAAAGUUAGAUCUUAUCACCAAUCAAGACCGGACAGGGCUGCUAGCGAUACGGUUUACCUUCUCUGAUACUGAGACACCUGAACAUCACGGAAGCCAGCGCGAUGCAGCAUCUGCGGGAGGAGAGUAUUGUGUGCCAUUACUGUUAUCGCAAUCGAAUGAAGCUACGACGACUCAGAUUCCUUCUUCCGGCGAUACCAGCCAUCCUACCAGUAGCAGCGGAAGCAGCAAGCUUGCUAUGAACCUCAAAAUCAAUCUGAAGGAAAGGCUUACCAAAUUGGUACACAAAAGAGCGUUGAUGGGUGGUGGAGGGACAGGGCCAGGUAAAAGCAACAUUAUGACGCUCCAGCAACCAUCUGGAGAAAUAUGUAGGUCCUGCUCUAAACGAAUCGUUCGCCCGGGAAGCAUACACCCGAGCCGUACGGUGUUGGAUUUCGUAAAAGAAUUUCCUGGCCUCGAUAUUUGCAACGGUGGCCACGAUGGUGAGGACGACGACGGUGGCGACUGCCACGACAACACGGCAGGCGUCGCGGGCCGUGCAGUUGAAUCGGAAAUGAUCAAUCUCGAGUAUGAAGAUAUCGAUGUGAUAACGAUUAAGCCCCACAAACUAACUGAGCAUUGCGAGGGUGAUGAUGAUAAUACUGAUGGUAUGACGUUGUCCACAAACCGGCCACUGCACGAAGAAGAAUGGUUCCACGGUGUGCUGCCGCGCGAAGAGGUGGUGCGGUUGCUGAGAAACGAAGGUGACUUCCUGGUGCGCGAGACGACACGAAACGAUGAAAGCCAAACCGUACUCAGUGUCUGUUGGAACGGUCACAAACACUUUAUCGUGCAGACGACAGCAGAAGGACACUAUCGCUUCGAAGGGCCGGCAUUUCCCAGCAUACAGGAGCUGAUCGUGCACCAGUAUCAGUCGGAACUGCCAGUGACGGGCCGGUCAGGUGCGGUGCUGCGCAAGCCGGUGUUGCGCGAGCGCUGGGAGCUGAGCAAUGAUGACGUGAUACUGCUGGACAAGAUUGGUCGGGGCAAUUUCGGCGAUGUGUACAAGGCGAAACUGAAAUCCUCUAAAAACACGCUGGUCGCCGUUAAAACUUGUCGCAUGACGCUACCGGAGGAGCAGAAGCGCAAGUUCCUGCAGGAGGGGCGCAUCUUGAAACAGUACGAUCAUCCCAACAUCGUCAAGCUGAUCGGUAUUUGCGUCCAAAAGCAACCGAUCAUGAUUGUGAUGGAGCUGGUGGCCGGUGGUUCGUUGUUGAUGUUUUUGCGCAAAAAUGCGACCACCUUGGGCCAGCGGCAGAUGAUGGGUAUGUGCCGGGAUGCGGCCGCCGGAAUGCGCUAUCUGGAGUCGAAAAACUGCAUCCACCGUGAUCUCGCCGCCCGAAACUGUCUCAUCGGGAGCGAGAACAUCGUAAAGAUUUCCGACUUUGGAAUGUCCAGGGAGGAGGAAGAGUAUAUCGUUUCUGGAGGUAUGAAGCAGAUUCCAAUCAAAUGGACUGCCCCGGAGGCGCUUAACUUUGGGAAGUACACCUCACUCUGUGACGUCUGGUCGUACGGUAUCCUGGUGUGGGAGAUCUUUAGCCGUGGCGAUACGCCUUACUCGGGAAUGAGUAAUUCGAUGGCUCGCGAGCGAAUAGACGAAGGAUACCGGAUGCCAUCACCGGAGGGCGCCCCACCGGAGAUGUACCGUCUCAUGCUCAAAUGCUGGUCGUACGAGCCCGAAAGCCGGCCACACUUUGAUGAAAUCUAUACAGUGGUCGAGGCCCUGAUUCUAUGCACUAAGGACUGACCGGAUGACCAGAGGGCGAAAAGGAUGAGGAGGUGUAGUAGGCGUCGUAUAGUAACGACAAAAACAGGUGGCAGUAGUAUUGCUGUACGUGCUUUUUGGAACGAAGGGUUUGCGAUAUUGUAGCAGUCUCUUCAAGCAGAGACUGUCUAUAGCGGUGGUUCUGUACUCGCGGUAGCCAAGUAAAUCGAAUAGCACAAAGUAAUCGCACAACUUCGAAGCGAGCAUUUUGCUAAGCAUUUGAUAGGUAGACCGCUUCCAUGGUUGUCUCUAUGGUUCCGAAUGGAAAGCAAGAAGGGCCAGGAACAGAACAAAGACGGAUGGGAACGGUGUGGAACAGAAUUAGUUAGGAUCAACGCAUAGGCUUUAAACGGCUAGGUUAGGAUUAAACGGAUUUUAAGCAGCUGCAAUAAGUAAUGGGUUUUGUUACGACGGAAUGUAUGACCAACCGAAGGCUUUACCAGACUGCAGCGCAGCUGGCAGCUCGUAUAUGCCGUUCGGAUGAGACCAGUACGAGAGUGGGCAAAACGAAGGGGGAUUUUAUGCAUGUACAGAUGCAUAUGCAAGAUGCAAUGUGUGAUAGAUAUUAGAUUGACAGGAUGAUAGAAAAAACUAAGAACGGGAGGGGAAAUGGGAGCGAGGAAGAGGAGACGCUGGAAAAGAAAUUUGGUAAUGCGAUCAUCGGAUACGACAGGAAUGCAAUAUGCUCUGCUAAAGUAGUUCUUCAUUUAACUAGCUGAAGAGAAAACAGGGGAUCACAAGUAUGCAUGUUUGAAACGGGAGUUGCAACAUCUCUUGUUUCCACUAUAGUAGGCAGGCUGGUUACUACAGCGACUAAGCCGACCCGUUUGCCUAUAAAACACUCAAAUGGUAAGGCGCUUGCAAUAUUUGAACGAAAACAAAAAAAAACAAUACCCAUGUUUUUAGUGCAUCAGUCAGCUGACUCAUAUUACGGC
Molecule: messenger RNA, 6509 nt
Organism: Anopheles darlingi
Lineage: Eukaryota; Metazoa; Arthropoda; Insecta; Diptera; Culicidae
Gene: FER
Product: tyrosine-protein kinase Fer
Exons: 12
Coding region: 775-5556 (1593 amino acids)
Biological process (GO): peptidyl-tyrosine phosphorylation
Molecular function (GO): non-membrane spanning protein tyrosine kinase activity; ATP binding
Source: RefSeq, a predicted model, not a curated record